Chrysoperla carnea is the source of this 972-nucleotide messenger RNA. RefSeq names its product zwei Ig domain protein zig-8-like. NCBI's taxonomy places the organism in Eukaryota, Metazoa, Arthropoda, Insecta, Neuroptera, Chrysopidae. Bases 73 to 936 code for a protein of 287 amino acids. Gene Ontology annotation, cellular component: neuron projection membrane. The record is from RefSeq and is a predicted model, not a curated record. The transcript has 5 exons. Gene Ontology annotation, biological process: synapse organization.
ACACGACAAAAUGAAGGUUAUAAUUCGGAUCGGAUUAUAACCGAUCAACAUGAUAAUGUACAUCAUAUACAAAUGGAUGACAAUGAUGAGUUACGACCGAUUAAUGAUUUAGACAAUCAACAUAGUGAACAUUCACCAGACAAUAAUGUGCUAUCAAAUAGUGAUAUCAGUGAUGUAGAGAGUGUUGCUGCGGCACAAGCAGCCGCAGCUGCUGCCGCUUCAUUACGUGGACCAUAUUUUGAUACGUCGGUAUCACGUAAUGUAACAGCAUUAGUUGGUAAAACAGCUAGUUUAGUAUGCAGAGUUAAAAAUUUAGGAAAUCGUACGAUAUCAUGGGUACGACAUCGUGAUAUUCAUUUAUUAACUGUUGGCCGUUCCACAUACACAUCAGAUCAACGUUUCUCAUGUAUACAUAAUCCACAGACAGAAGAAUGGAUACUACAAGUUCGAUAUCCACAACGUCGUGAUUCUGGAAUUUAUGAAUGUCAAGUUAGUACAACGCCUCCCAUAGGACAUUCAAUGCAUCUAUCUGUUGUUGAGCCAAUAACAACUGUUUUAGGUGGACCAGAUAUUUAUAUAAAUCGUGGAAGUACAAUGAAUUUAACGUGUAUUGUCAAACAUAGUCCAGAACCACCGCCAUUUAUAUUUUGGACGCAUAACGAUGAGAGUAUAAAUUAUGAUUCACCCCGUGGUGGUGUCAGCGUGAUUACAGAAAAAGGUGAUAUCACUGUCAGUUACCUUUUAAUUCAACGUGCAAAAGGUUCUGAUUCAGGGAAAUAUACAUGCAGUCCAUCGAAUGCAAAUAGCAAAACAAUUGUAGUGCAUGUUUUAAACGGCGAACACCCAGCAGCAAUGCAACAUGGGGGCCAAUUACGUUUAGAAUAUCCAAUAUCAGCAUGUUUAUUAAGUGUAUUAAUUGUUGUUCUUGGAACUUAAUAAAAAAUUUAAAACAAUUAAAUAAACAAACACACA